Kwoniella botswanensis is the source of this 420-nucleotide messenger RNA. RefSeq lists its product as uncharacterized. NCBI's taxonomy places the organism in Eukaryota, Fungi, Basidiomycota, Tremellomycetes, Tremellales, Cryptococcaceae. The record is from RefSeq and is a predicted model, not a curated record. The transcript is spliced from 4 exons. Gene Ontology annotation, molecular function: peptidyl-tRNA hydrolase activity. The coding region runs from base 1 to 420 and encodes 139 amino acids.
AUGUCCACUUCAACGACAUCAGGCGAACCUCCAAAACCUACAGGACUAGUCAUGCAAAUAAUCAUACGGCGUGACUUGCUCACCGUACAUAAAUGGCCCGUUGGACCGUUAUUAGCGCAAUCGGCUCACGCAGCUACAGCUGUCUUACAUAGAUACAGGGAUCAUCCUGAUGUGAGGAAGUACCUAGAUGGUGAAGAUGGGAGAGGGUGGCAAGGGAUGAGAAAGGUUGUUUUGGAGGUACAAGAUGGGAACAGCCUACAAGAAGUAACUACUAAGAUCGAUAAUCUAUCUAACCCUAUACCCUAUCAUCUAUGGGUAGAACAACCCGAAAACACACCCACCGCACUCGCUUUGAUACCUAACAAACGACCCAAACAACUGAAAAAGAUCCUGGAUGAACAUUGCAAGCUAUUUGAGUGA